AUGGCUGCCAAAGAAAUCAAUGUUGACGUUCUAGUCAUUGGCGCUGGUCCAACCGGCCUCGGUGCUGCCAAACGCCUCCAGCAACUGAACAGUGUUUCGUGGUUGAUUGUCGAUUCCAACGAGACACCCGGUGGUCUUGCCUCGACCGACGUCACUCCCGAAGGCUUCCUCUUCGAUGUUGGCGGCCACGUCAUCUUCUCUCACUACAAGUACUUUGAUGACUGCCUCCACGAAGCCCUGCCCCAGUCGGACGACUGGUAUGAGCACCAGCGCGUCUCGUACGUCCGCUACCAGGGCAUUUGGGUCCCGUAUCCCUUCCAGAACAACAUCGCUGUUCUGCCUAAAGAGGAACAAGUCAAGUGUCUGAACGAUCUCAUUGACGCAGCACUUGAAGCCCGCGUCCGAGCGGCCACCGACAAGCCCAAGAACUUUGACGAAUGGAACCAACGCAAUGUUGGCCAGCGCUUGAAUGAGAUUUUCAUGCGCCCUUACAACUUCAAAGUCUGGGCUGUUCCUACUACCAAGAUGAACUCGACCUGGGUCGGAGAGCGUGUAGCCGCCCCCAAUGUCAAGCUGCUCACGACAAACGUCAUCCAGAACAAGGUUGCUGGCAACUGGGGACCUAACUCGACCUUCCGCUUCCCUGCACACGGUGGUACCGGUGGAAUCUGGAUCGCCGUGGCGGACACCAUCGCCAAGGAAAAUACUCGCUUUGGUGCUCACGGAGCUGUCACCAAGGUGGACGCGGACGCCAAGAAGGCAUACCUGAAAGAUGGUACCGUCGUCAAAUACGGCUCCCUGGUCUCUACCAUGGCUGUCGACUACCUCGCUGAGUCAAUGGGUGAUGUCAAGCUGCAGCAGAUGUGCAAGCCGCUUUUCUACUCCUCCACUAACGUCAUUGGUGUUGGCAUUCGUGGCCAACGACCAGAGCGCAUUGGUGACAAGUGUUGGCUGUACUUUGUCGAGGACAACUGCCAGUUCUACCGUGCCACCAUUUUCUCCAACUACUCUCCAUUCAACCAGCCUACCGAGGACGUUAAACUUGCCACAAAGCAGCUCGCCAAUGGCCAACAGCCUACCUCGUCUGAGGCCCAGUCCGGUCCGUACUGGUCGAUUAUGCUUGAGGUGUCGGAGUCAUCCUACAAGCCGGUCAACCACGAGACCCUACUUGCCGACUGCAUACAAGGUCUGGUUAACACCGACUUGUUGAAGCCAGAGGACGAGAUUGUUAGCACCUACGUCCGCCGCUUCGAUCACGGCUACCCUACUCCAAGUGUGGAGCGCAACGGCGCCUUGGAUGAAAUCCUACCUUAUCUCCGCCAGAAGGACAUCCUUACUCGCGGACGUUUUGGUUCAUGGAAGUACGAGGUUGGUAACCAAGACCACAGCUUCAUGCUCGGCGUCGAAGCCGUUGACAACGUCGUUUCCGGAGGCAUUGAGUUGACUUUGUCAUACCCUGACUUCGUCAACACUCGCGCUAACACAGAGCGCCGAUUGACCCCAUCUUCCAAAUAA
Molecule: messenger RNA, 1515 nt
Organism: Talaromyces rugulosus
Lineage: Eukaryota; Fungi; Ascomycota; Eurotiomycetes; Eurotiales; Trichocomaceae
Exons: 8
Coding region: 1-1515 (504 amino acids)
Molecular function (GO): oxidoreductase activity
Source: RefSeq, a predicted model, not a curated record